UGGCGCGCGAUCUGUCUCCGCUGAUCCAAUGGCGGCAUCGUCUUCCUCAGCGUCCUCCGACUCAUACGAUUCGUCGUCUUCUUCCUCUUACCGCCGGCAUCGUCGCCACCGCCGCAGCCGCCGGGACAAAGACAAAGACAGAGACAGAGACAGAGACGGAGAUUCUCUCAAGGUUAGGCAGAGGAGCUCGCGCUCACAUACCAAACGACGUCGUAGGCGCCACCACCAUUCCUCUGCUUCCUCUGAUUCCUCCUCCGAUUCCGAUUACUCCAGUGAAAGUUCUGACAGUGAGCCUGAAACAUCUACUCAUUCUAAGAAGCACAAGAAGAAUGACAGACAAAUAAAGAGCAAGGAUAAGGAGCGCAGCAAGAGUCAUCGCCAUAAACGACAUAAGCAUAAAGCUAAAGAGAAGGAGCGGGAUGAAAGAUGUAGCAGCCCUGUACAGCUUUCAAAGUUUUUAGGGCGUGAUAAAGAUGAUGGUGUCCGUCGAAGUGCUGUCUCCGGCAAAAAGAUUUUAUUAAAACUCGAGAAGACGAAAGAGGACAAGGCGGCAGAAAACAAUAGAAAUGAAUUGCUGAAGUUCUUGAAUGCUAGUUUCGAUUGAGUUUUUCCAUGAUUCCUUUAUCCAAAGGAAGUUUUGAAGUGUUCAAUGAAGUACUCGAGUUAGCUGCUGCUGUGCUUGUCCUAAAUCUCCAAGGAUACCGGACAGCAAAGAAUGGACUAGCAUUUAUAUCUUUGUAUUUUUAUCACGGAUGAUAAAUGGAAACCCUUGUUAAAUUAAAUUUGUGAGCUUUUAUCGGAACCUUCAUUUUGGAGGUUCUCAUCUAGUUGUGUCAAAAUCAAUCCUUCCAUUAUAUAUUCAACUUCUUUGAGGAAGAUUGACCAUUAGUUUUUCAAUUUGGAAAUUGGAUUUAAUUUCAUUGCAAAUAGCAGACA
Morus notabilis is the source of this 936-nucleotide messenger RNA. RefSeq names its product NKAP family protein UM04995. The record is from RefSeq and is a predicted model, not a curated record. Bases 29 to 604 code for a protein of 191 amino acids. NCBI's taxonomy places the organism in Eukaryota, Viridiplantae, Streptophyta, Magnoliopsida, Rosales, Moraceae. The transcript has 6 exons.